AUGAGGACGGAAGUGAUAGAAGGCAACAACACCAAACCUAGUGCUCCUCUCCUGACUCAUCGCUACCCAAGAAUGGUCACUAAAGAUGGGCAUAGCACACUCCAGAUGGAUGGUGCCCAAGGGAAAGGCCUUGCAUACAUAAAAGAUGCUUGGGGAAUCCUAAUGGAUAUGCGUUGGAGAUGGAUGAUGCUGGUAUUUUCUGCUUCGUUUGUCCUCCACUGGCUUGUCUUUGCAGUGCUAUGGUAUCUACUAGCUGAAAUGAAUGGGGAUCUGGAGAUUGAUCAUGAUUCCCCACCUGAAAACCAUACAAUUUGCGUAAAGUAUAUCACUAGCUUUACAGCUGCUUUUUCCUUUUCACUGGAGACACAGCUCACUAUUGGUUAUGGCACAAUGUUUCCAAGUGGAGACUGUCCAAGUGCAAUCGCUCUACUUGCUAUACAAAUGGUACUGGGGCUGAUGCUGGAGGCCUUCAUCACAGGUGCAUUUGUAGCAAAAAUUGCCCGUCCAAAGAAUCGAGCUCUCUCCAUCCGGUUUACUUAUUCUGCAGUAGUGACACAUAGAGAUGGAAAGCCAUACCUAAUGUUCCAAGUGGCCAAUACUCGCCCAAGCCCACUCACCAGCGUUCGAAUUUCUGCUGUUCUUUAUGAAGAACAGGAAAAUGGUCAACUACAUCAAACUAGUGUGGAUUUCCAUCUGGACAGCAUCACUUCUGAAGAGUGCCCAUUCUUUAUUUUUCCCCUGACCUAUUACCAUUCCAUAACUCCAUCAAGCCCUCUGGCCAUUCUCCUACAAAGGGACGCUCAUCAUCACUUUGAGCUUGUAGUUUUCCUUUCAGCCACACAAGAGGGCACAGGAGAAACAUGUCAGAGGAGGACAUCCUAUCUGCCAUCAGAGAUCAUUUUGCAUCAUCAUUUUGCCUCCAUGUUGGUCCGAGGUGCCAAAGGGGAAUAUCAGAUCAAGAUGGAGAAUUUUGACAAGACAAUCCCAGAACUUCCAGCAGUGGACUCCAGAAGUUCAAAGAGGACUGACAAGGAGAUCCGCAUCAACGGGCAGCACAUCGACAGCUUCCAGAUCUGUGAGACUCAUCUGACUGAAUAGACUUUGAAUGUGGAGGCCAGUUUAUUUUAUUUUUUUAAGAAUUGGAUUAGACUAUCAUGUCAAUGUUUUAAUUUCUUUCCCCAUUUUCUUGUGCUUUUUUGGUCUCUGAUACCUUUGAUUUCAGAACAGCAUGCAGAACAAAGAGCAAAAUAUCCAUGUAACUGGAUGAACCACUGGAUUAACUGCACAAAAACAGAGUCAGGGACAAGAAACACUGCACAAAUCCUGGGAAAACAGAAAUGCUACCUGCUGAAUUCACUAGACUAUGAUUAAAACUGCACUGACCCCGAAACAAGAGACUUUCAGACUGAGACAGCUUGUCAAAAGUCUAAU
Molecule: messenger RNA, 1431 nt
Organism: Varanus komodoensis (Komodo dragon)
Lineage: Eukaryota; Metazoa; Chordata; Lepidosauria; Squamata; Varanidae
Gene: KCNJ13
Product: potassium inwardly rectifying channel subfamily J member 13
Exons: 2
Coding region: 1-1098 (365 amino acids)
Biological process (GO): potassium ion import across plasma membrane; regulation of monoatomic ion transmembrane transport
Cellular component (GO): plasma membrane
Molecular function (GO): inward rectifier potassium channel activity
Source: RefSeq, a predicted model, not a curated record